Pistacia vera is the source of this 1643-nucleotide messenger RNA. Its product is annotated as putative pentatricopeptide repeat-containing protein At1g12700, mitochondrial. The transcript has 3 exons. Gene Ontology annotation, molecular function: protein binding. The record is from RefSeq and is a predicted model, not a curated record. Lineage: Eukaryota; Viridiplantae; Streptophyta; Magnoliopsida; Sapindales; Anacardiaceae. Bases 116 to 1516 code for a protein of 466 amino acids.
UAUACAAGAUUCAAUAUAUAACGUUGAAGAUGCUGCGAGGCUUGAUGUAUUCCUUCGAAAAGACUGUAAACAAGGUAAUAUCACUCUGGCUGACGCACGCUAUUUCUUUAGUUUAAUGAUUCAUAUGCAACCCAAACCACCGAUUUCAUCAUUCAACCGGUUUUUUGGAGCUCUUGCUAAGAAGAAGUUUUAUGAAGACGUUAUUUUGCUUUACAAACGACUGGAUUCAAUGUGGUUGAUGCCAGAUUUAAUUACAUUAAAUAUUUUGAUUAAUUGUUUUUGUAAUGUGGGUCGAGUUUGUGAUGGUUUUGUUGUUUUUUGGAGAAUUUUGAGGUGGGCUUUUAACCCAGAUGUUGUGACUUUUAGUUCUUUGAUUAAAGGUUUGUGUUUGGAGAAUAGGAGUUUGGAGGCUAUAGAGUUGUUCAAGAAAAUGGCUGUGUUUAGGGUCAGGUCUGAUAUUGUUUGUUAUGGUAGUAUUAUCGGUGGCCUUUGCAAAGAUGGGGUGGUAGAUGAGGCAAAAGAAUUAUUUUUGGAAAUGAAGAGUAGAGGAAUUAAGCCAAAUGUGGUUGUUUGUACCUCUCUAAUUUAUGGUUGGUGUUUUGUGGGAAAUUUGGAGGAGGCUGAGAGUUUGUUUAUUGAGAUGGGGGAUCAAGGUUUGCAGCCUAAUGUGCUUUGCAAGGAGAGGAAGAUGGAGGAAGCUAAUGGGUUGUUAGAAUUGAUGAUUCAAAGAGGUUUGCAGUCUAAUGUGGUUACGUUUACUACAAUGAUUGAUGGGCUUUGCAAGGAGAGGAAGACAGAGGAAGCUAAUGGGUUGUUGGAAUUGAUGAGUCAAAGAGGUUUGCAGCCUAAUGUGGUGACUUUUAAUACGAUGAUAGAUGGGCUUUGCAAGGAGGGGAAGAUGGAGGAAGCUAAUAGGUUGUUGGAAUUGAUGAGUCAAAGAGGUUUGCAGCCUAAUGUGGUGACUUUUAAUACAAUGCCUGAUGUGGUGACUUUUAAUACAAUGAUAAGCAGGCUUUGCAAGGAGGGGAAGACAGAGGAAGCAAAUGGGUUGUUGGAAUUGAUGAGUCAAAGAGGUUUGCAGCCUGAUGUGGUAACAUUUACUACAAUGGUAAAUGGGUUUUGUAAGGAGGGGAAGAUAGAGAAAGCCAAUGGGUUGUUGGAAUUUAUGAUUCAAAGAGGUUUGCAGCCUAAUCUUGUGACUUUUAAUACAAUGAUAAAUUGGCUUUGCAAGGAAGGGAAGAUUGAGGAAGCUAAUGGGUUGUUGGAAUUGAUGAGCCAAAGUGGUUUGCAACCUGAUGUGGUGACGUAUACCAUAAUGAUAAGUGAGCUUUGCAAGGAGGCGAAGAUGGAGGAAGCAAAUGGGUUGUUGGAAUUGAUGAGUCUGAGAGGUUUGCAGCCUGAUGUGGUGACGUUUACUACAAUGAUAAGUGGGCUUUGCAAGGUGGGGAAGAUGGAGGAAGCUCAUGGUUUGGUGGAAUUAAUGAGUCAGAGAGGUUUGCAGGCUUGCAGCCUAUGAUCUGGUCUUCUAGUCUUGACCUCUAUAAGUACCCACAGGCCGUUUUGGUAUCUUUAUAUGUUCCACCUUGCGAUCAUAAAUCUUGACAUAUAUAACCCUUUAUAUUAUUUUUACCUUCUUUUGCUUA